AUUGCAUUCCCCCACCACCCCACCGUCCCCAGUCCCACCUUCAUCACCACCACCUCCCUCCCUCUCCCCGCACCCAACACCCACUCACAAUGUCCCUCCAACCCCUCCUCUACAAGCAAUACUGUGCGAUCAUCGCGCGGUGGCCGAUCGACCCAUUGCGUCCCAGCCUGAACUUCUCAACAGCGCUGCGCGCCCGCGUCACGCACUACUUCGGCACGCACGCGGACCCGGACUCCACCCUGCCGUCGCAGAAUACCAAUGCGGUCACUGCGCCGUCAACUCCGCACCCGCAAGCGGAGAAGUUCGAUGCCGUCACCGUAAAGCGCGAGAUAAACGCCCUUGCGGGAUUGCUCGAGGAUCGGUUUAUGAAGCAGUACCCGCUCGCUGAGAAUAUGCUGAAGCCGAAGGGGAAUCCGGACUACUACGACAAGCUCAUGCGGGAGCUCGAUGCAGCUCCUGAAAGGAGCUGGUUAGGCACUAAGAUGAACGCUUGGAAGGGGUGGAUUCGGGUGGAGUAAAGGGAUGCCCUUCAAUCAGACAUUUGUGUUGGCGUGCCCGGGCGGUGUAGGAUACUUGGUGUAGUUGGUACUAGUGUUGUACAGUAUGAAAAGCAUUGGGUUAUCGUCGUAUGCGUGAUGGGAUGUGGGAUCAGACGUCGUGCAGGGUCAUUCCAAGUGAUUCUACAGCUUCUUUGGGGACUUGGAAUCACGGAAAAUUUGGAGAAUUCUUCGUUAUCUACUAAGUAGCAACUGAUGCGGCAA
This is a messenger RNA of Tricharina praecox, 761 nucleotides long. RefSeq lists its product as uncharacterized. The record is from RefSeq and is a predicted model, not a curated record. Bases 90 to 518 code for a protein of 142 amino acids. Gene Ontology annotation, cellular component: Cbp3p-Cbp6 complex; mitochondrion. The transcript has 2 exons. Lineage: Eukaryota; Fungi; Ascomycota; Pezizomycetes; Pezizales; Pyronemataceae. Gene Ontology annotation, molecular function: ribosome binding. Gene Ontology annotation, biological process: mitochondrial respiratory chain complex III assembly.